GUAUUAAUCACAUGUGACAACCCCACAAAAAAGAGAAUAUGGGAACUAGCAAAAUGUAUAUGGCCCAAAAAAUACAGGCAAUGGCCAACCCCCACACUAGGACUUGUCCUGGGAUGCGGCGCAAUCACCUUCCCACAUACCCCAAACAAAAAAAAUAAAGAUGACACAAAAAAAGCCACACUAAAAAGAGGGGCAGCUUGGCUACUCCACAUCCUAAUCUCGGAAUUGGUGUACCUUAUCUGGACCAUGAGAUGUAAAAGAGUGAUCAAG
Suillus clintonianus is the source of this 270-nucleotide messenger RNA. RefSeq lists its product as uncharacterized. The annotation marks the transcript as partial. The record is from RefSeq and is a predicted model, not a curated record. NCBI's taxonomy places the organism in Eukaryota, Fungi, Basidiomycota, Agaricomycetes, Boletales, Suillaceae. The transcript has a single exon.